AAUGAUUGGCUUUUGUCUCCCGCUAGUUUUCUUAGUGGCUUCAUGCUUGAGUAUAAUUCAUGGUCAUGACGGUAUUACUUGUGGAAAUGGUUGGGCUGCCUUUGAAAAACAUUGCUAUUAUUUCUCAUCUUCUGCGUCAACAUUUAAAGAUGCCAUGUUGACGUGUUAUCGCCUUGGUGCUAAUAUGUUAGAACUUCAGAGUGCAGAGGAAGAAAAAUGGAUUGAUCUACAAUGCCGAAUAAGGGGUUAUCAGUACGGUGUUUGGCUUGGUGCAUGUGAUCUUCAACAGGAGGGAACAUUCAUAUCUGUCUCCAAUGCAAAAGCCCUUCCCUAUACCAAUUGGAUAAAGGGAGAACCAAACAAUAAUCUUGGAAUAGAGCAUUGCGCUUUGUACUUCGUUAAAUAUCGACGUUGGAACGAUGGACAUUGUAACCAUAAAGUAAAUUAUGCUUGCAAGAAAAUGAAAUAAAUUUGUCA
Saccostrea cuccullata (small rock oyster) is the source of this 477-nucleotide messenger RNA. Its product is annotated as perlucin-like protein. The transcript is spliced from 4 exons. Bases 2 to 469 code for a protein of 155 amino acids. The record is from RefSeq and is a predicted model, not a curated record. Lineage: Eukaryota; Metazoa; Mollusca; Bivalvia; Ostreida; Ostreidae. Gene Ontology annotation, molecular function: signaling receptor activity.